Messenger RNA from Monoraphidium neglectum, 567 nucleotides. RefSeq names its product prolyl 4-hydroxylase, beta polypeptide. The record is from RefSeq and is a predicted model, not a curated record. The transcript has 4 exons. NCBI's taxonomy places the organism in Eukaryota, Viridiplantae, Chlorophyta, Chlorophyceae, Sphaeropleales, Selenastraceae. Gene Ontology annotation, cellular component: endoplasmic reticulum. Gene Ontology annotation, molecular function: protein disulfide isomerase activity. Gene Ontology annotation, biological process: protein folding; response to endoplasmic reticulum stress. The coding region runs from base 1 to 567 and encodes 188 amino acids.
AUGACCACAACGGCAGGCAAGGUCGCCCAUCCUGUGCAGCAACCCGUGGUCGCUGGCUCCCGGCCGGCCCGCCCCGUGAUUGCCGCUCGGAAGCGGGCGGCCGGCGGAGCUUCGCGUUUGGGCGCGCCGGCGGAGCUCCGAGGCAAGGCCGUGUUUGUGACCGUGGACCUUGAGGGCAGCGCCAAGGAGCCCGUGGUCAACUUCUUCGGCAUCAAGGAGGGCGACGCCCCCGUGGUGGUCGGCUUUGAUAUGGGCGGCAACAAGAAGUACAAGUUCGCCGAUGACAUCAGCGCCAAGCACCUCAAGAAGUUCACCCAGGACCUCCUGGACGGCAAGCUCACCCCCGAGUUCAAGAGCGCCGCCAUCCCCGACGAGCCCCUGGACGGCGGCGUCACGGUUGUUGUGGGGAAAAACUUUGACGCGAUCGUGAAGGACGAGUCCAAGGACGUGCUGCUGGAGGUGUACGCACCCUGGUGCGGCCACUGCAAGUCGCUGGAGCCCAUCUACAAGAAGCUCGCCAAGAGGUUCUCAAAGGUGUGGUCCAGGGGGGGCUGGGCGGCCCGCUAG